Messenger RNA from Aspergillus japonicus CBS 114.51, 1248 nucleotides. Its product is annotated as sterigmatocystin 8-O-methyltransferase. Gene Ontology annotation, molecular function: O-methyltransferase activity. The coding region runs from base 1 to 1248 and encodes 415 amino acids. The record is from RefSeq and is a predicted model, not a curated record. Lineage: Eukaryota; Fungi; Ascomycota; Eurotiomycetes; Eurotiales; Aspergillaceae. The transcript has 5 exons.
AUGACGAGCUCCCCUCGACUAGGGGACCUUGCAGCCUCCAUCAGUACCGCGACCAGGACAAUCGAGGACUGUCUCAAGCAGCGGAACCUACCGUACCCUUCCUUCGAGCCCAACGGGGGAAUCACCCUACCACGGGAGCUACAGGAUGCAAAAGAAUCAAUCCUAGAUUCGGCUUCCGAGCUACGAUAUCUGCUCACCGAUCCCGUGAGCGCAUUCUUCGAUGGAGCGCCGGUGGGGUUCAUGAGUAUGGUAGUGAUCCAACGCUUCAACAUCGCCACUCUAAUCAAGCCGGACAUGGAGAUGAGUUUUGCAUCGAUCGCAGAGCAGACGGGCCUGAGGGAGGGGGUGGUCAAACAUGUCCUGCGCCACGCGAUGACCUUGCGGGUGUUCCGCGAGCCGCGACGGGGAUUUGUGGCCCAUACCCCUCGGUCGGUGGUGAUGAGAGAUGGUGAUAUAGCACGCUGGAUGGCUUUCUCCAUUGACGAACUGACAGAGGCUAUUCUUUGUGCGCCCAAUGCUAUGCAGAAAUGGCCACGGUCGGAUGAGCCCAAUGAGACGGGCUUCUCCCUCGCCGAGAACACGGAUCGUCCGAUUUACGAGGUCCUGGAGGCAGAUCCUGUGCGCGGGGCCCGGAUGGCCAGUGCCAUGAACGUGUGGGCCUCAAGCGAGAGCUAUUCUGCCUCGAAAGUAGUAGAGUCCUAUGACUGGAGUCGGCUGAGGGCAGGCCCAGUUGUGGAUGUUGGCGGCUCACGAGGACAAGUUGCGGUUGCAGUGGCCUCGAAGUUCCCAGCCUUGAAAUUUGUGGUGCAGGACCUCGAAAGCACCAUAGCAGGAGCUGACUUCGAUCUGCCACCAGAAGUCGCCGACCGCGUGAGCUUUAUGGCCCACAACUUCUUCCAAGAGCAGUCGGUUGUCGCUUCCGCGUAUUUCCUGCGGUGGAUCCUGCAUAACUGGUCGGACAAGUACUGUAUCAAGAUUCUCCAUGCACUGAUUCCUGCGCUGCGACCGGGUGCACGGGUCAUUGUCAACGAGAUCUGCAUGCCUGAGCCAGGAGAGGUUCCUAUCUGCAGGGAAAGGUUGGCACGGACAAUGGGCUUGGGCAUGAUAGGCCUGUUCAACGCCUAUGAGCGGGAUAUCGAAGACUGGACGCGGGUUUUCAAGCAAACGGACUCGAGAUUCCGAUUGCUUGGCUGUCGGCACCUGGACGGUGCGGAAAUGGCUUUGAUCGAAUUCGAGUGGACCGGAUGA